AACGACAAAAAAGCACGGACCGAGAUCACCACCAGGAAAGACGAGCACAUGUGCUUGAGGAUCUAUUGGUCUUAGGCGAAAUGGCAGAAAUGCGCAGCGUGCUAGGCAAAACCGGGGACCUCCCCCAUGUGCUCCAAAAGGAGAAGGUCCGCCGGAAGGAGCCGUGGAUGGAGAGCAAACCUUCAUUUCUGUUGCCCCCCCUGGACCCGAACCCUCAGGGAACGGGAGGUGCUGCCAAGAGAGAUGUGCCGAGCGGCGUGGCGAGUCGUGGCGGAGGCCAGAGGGGCAGAGAGGCCGUGCAGCCGGCUGGCAGCCCAGAGCACCAGCUCAGCACCAGCCACGCACUCAGAGACAAGGACAAGAAGCUCCGUCGAUUCGUGGUCAAAACCAUAUGUCAGCAGGAGGAGGAGGAGGACGAUGACGCUCCGCCACGUGGCUCUCCGGCAUUUAGUAAAUAUGAUUACUACAUCGAGAACGGGAUAGACCUGGAGAACGUGUCUCCUCUAGAGGACUCCUGGCUGGAGGAAAUUCUGCAAAUGGUUCCGUGCCACCUGAAGAGUCAGAUCACACCGUUGAAGCUGCUAGUUGACGAGAUCCAGGAAGACUACUUGUUCACUGUCAAGACGGCAAUAUGGAGAUAUACAUUUAGAAAUCCAAGAGCAAGUUUAAAGGACAAAGUACAAGAUCUGCCCCCUCACAGACUUGAAUUGGAGGCGUUUCCAAAACCAUGGAAUAAAGCUUUUGUCCAUGCGCAAAAGAGGAUGAGAGACCAUCUUCACCCCGUCAACCCUGCCAUGGUGCAAGUGCAGUACCUGUGGCACAUGUCUUACAAGAAUGUCCGUCUGAUAGAUGUGCAGGAGUUCCACAGCAGAGAAGAGUCCGUGGAGCUUUCUGUGUUCCAGCAAAUUGUCACUAGACAUAUUGACAAUGCCAGAGGGAUCCUCCUCAGAAAUUGGAUUCCGGAGGUGCAAAUUAUUUACUGCCACGGCUCCAGGCGCAAACUGGUGUCUGCUUCGGGCAAGAAGGCCAAGCUGUUGUCCUUCUUCAACAGUGCAGCCACACUGAUGACGUCCCAGCUGCAGAACCUUGCGUUGGACUCAAUCAGGGACUAUACAAACCUCAUUUCCCCAGACCAGCAGUCCGAGCACGCCCCUGAACACGCAGGCUUCGUGCUGCAUCUGAUCCUGGAGGAAAGGGAGAUCAAGUUUGAGCCCGACUUUAAACUGUACGAGGAGGCCUUCGUCAGCGUCUACGAGCUCAUGCUCAGGUCCAUCAGUGCGGUGCCUCGGGUGGAAACCAAACUGUACCCUGAGUGGCCAGGCUCCCAGUUUGGGAGCAGCCUGAAGCCCAUCAUUAUGCCAGAGAUCCUCGAAGCCCAACAGGAGGAGGUGCGCCGGGUGUUCUGGGCCGAAUGUGUCCGGCCCAAGGAGUUUGUCCGCGAGUAUGAUAAAUACGCCCCGCUGGUAUCCAGGCAGGCGGAAGAAGAUGUGGAGCAGUUCCUCAGUGAGCAACGCUCCUUCGAGGAGCUCAUGGCAGAGGUGGUACACUACCAGCGGCUUGCUGACCAGAUCCAGUACACGUCACGCAAGGUGGUGCGUCUCGGCAUGUUUGAGGUCCAGUCCCACAAGCUCAUCCACUCUCUUGCCAAGCGUGCUCAGGAGCUGCAGCAGAAACUUACUACGCGCAUGCUACUGGACCAUCAGGAAAUCAACAGAAACCUUUGUGUUGAAUUUGAGAAGAUUGCAGAGAAGGCACUGAGCACCCCACCUGACACGCAGACUCUGAUGGAGCUUAAGGCCUACAUGAAGAAGGUGAGGACCACAGAGAUGCCCGUGUUGGAAAGAAGCAUGGAAGACUCCAACAAACAUUUGUGUUUCCUGAUCGACUACAUCACCCUCUCUCCGCUGGACAUGGAGCUCAACAGGCAGACCAUCCAGUGGCUGAAGCGCAUGCCAUCCAUCAUGAAAGAGCACAAAGAGAUAGUCACUGAAAAGACAGAGCAAUACCAGGGCGGCCUCAAGUUGUGCAUCGAGCACUUUGUGGAAGAACUGGACCGCUACAGCGUACAGGUGGAGGAGUUCGCCACCUUCAGUGAGCUGACGGAUCUCAACAAGUACUUGAAGAAAGCCCAGUCGCUCAAUGCUAAACUGGAGUUGGCAAUGCAAAAGAUUGACGAUUUCAAUCUGGAGGAGGAGGCCUACGGCUGGCCUGUUUCUCAGUAUCCGCUGCGUAAGAAGGUCCAGGACACGCUCAAACCGUUCCUGCGCCUCUACGAGACAUCCACCGAUUUCCAAAACCAGUACAACAAGUGGCUUCACGGGCCACUCUCCGGUGUGAACCCAGACAAGGUAGAGGAGGAAGUUAGUAACUACUGGCGCACUCUAUACAAGCUGGAGAAAGACUUCAAAGACGUUCCCAAUGGCUUGAACAUAGCCACCAGCAUGAAGGAAAAGGUGGAGGAAUUCAAGGAGCACAUCCCUAUAGUGCAGGUAUUAUGCAACCCUGGCCUGUGUGACCGCCACUGGGGCGCCAUGUCCAAAAUUGCCGGCACCUCCCUGCAACCAGUCGGUGACCAGGCAUGUGUGGCUCGCUUCCUGUCCAUGAAUCUGGAAGAGCACGUGAGCAGCUUCGAGGGCAUCAGUGAGGCAGCCAGCAAAGAGCACUCCCUGGAGAAGGCCAUGGAGAAAAUGGCAAGCGAGUGGGGGGACAUGGAGUUCAGCCUCCUGGCCUACAGAGAGACGGGCACCUCCAUCCUGUCGUCCGUGGACGAAGUCCAGAUGCUUUUGGACGACCACAUAGUGAAGACGCAGACUAUGAAGGGCUCACCCUUCAUCAAGCCUUUCGAGGUGGAGAUACGGGAAUGGGAGGAAAAGUUGCUGCUGCUCCAAGAGAUCCUGGAUGAAUGGCUGAAGGUGCAGUCCACUUGGCUUUACCUCGAGCCCAUAUUCAGCUCCCCCGACAUCAUAAGCCAGAUGCCCCAAGAAGGACGCCAUUUUACAACAGUUGACAAAUCCUGGAGGGACACUAUGAAACAGGUUUCCCUGGACAAACAUGUGUUGGCAGUGAUAAGCAUCGAAAACAUGCUGGAGAUGCUGAAGAAGUCCAAUGAGCUCCUGGAGAUGAUCCUCAAAGGUCUGAACAGCUACCUGGAGAAGAAGCGUCUCUAUUUCCCCCGGUUCUUCUUCCUGUCCAACGAGGAGCUGCUGGAAAUACUCUCUGAGACCAAAGACCCCACAAGGGUGCAGCCCCAUCUGAAGAAGUGCUUUGAAGGCAUCGCCAGUGUGGUGUUCACCGACGUGCUGGACAUCACUCAUAUGAAGAGCAGUGAGGGGGAAGUGGUGGAGCUGCUGGACAUCAUUUCCACCUCCAAAGCCAGGGGCCAGGUGGAGAAGUGGCUCCUUGAGCUGGAGAACGGCAUGAUGGCCUCGCUGCAUAAGGUAGUCGGCGAGGCGAUCCAGGCAUACCCCGAUCAACUGAGGAACGACUGGGUGCGUGCGUGGCCUGGCCAGACUGUGCUGUGUGUCUCGCAGGUCUACUGGACAAAGGCUAUACACGAAGCAAUCUGUUCUGGACAGCAGGCCCUAGGCGCCUACCUGGACCAAAACAACAGGCAGAUCGACGACAUCGUGGCGCUCGUGCGUGGCAAGCUGUCCAAGCAGAACCGUGUGACCCUCGGGGCGCUCGUCGUGCUGGACGUCCACGCCAGGGAUGUGCUGGCCGUGCUGGUGCAAAAGGGAAUAAGUGAUGAAAAUGACUUUGAGUGGCUUAGCCAACUGCGCUACUACUGGGCGGAAAACCAGCUCCAGACCAAGAUGAUCAACGCUGGUUUGCCUUAUGGUUACGAAUACCUUGGCAACACACCACGUCUGGUUAUAACCCCUCUCACUGACCGCUGCUACCGCACGCUGUUUGGCGCCCUGCAUCUCCAUUUGGGAGGGGCCCCCGAGGGCCCGGCCGGCACGGGGAAAACCGAGACAACCAAAGACCUGGCUAAAGCUGUGGCCAAGCAGUGUGUGGUCUUCAACUGCUCCGAUGGACUGGACUACAUUGCCCUGGGCAAAUUCUUCAAAGGCCUUUUGUCCUGCGGAGCUUGGGCCUGCUUUGAUGAGUUUAACCGCAUUGACUUGGAGGUGCUGUCUGUCGUGGCUCAACAGAUUCUCACCAUACAAAGAGGAAUUUCUGCCCAUGUGGAGAUGCUAAUGUUUGAAGGAUCACUGCUGAAACUCAACCCCUCCUGCGCUGUCUUCAUUACUAUGAACCCUGGAUAUGCUGGGCGCUCAGAGCUACCGGACAAUCUCAAGGCUCUGUUCAGGACUGUGGCCAUGAUGGUGCCGGACUACGCGAUGAUCGCAGAGAUUGUGCUCUACUCGUGUGGCUUUGUGACGGCACGGCCCCUGUCGGUGAAAAUCGUGGCCACCUAUCGACUCUGCUCGGAGCAGCUGUCCAUGCAGCAUCACUACGACUACGGGAUGAGAGCCGUCAAGUCUGUGCUGACGGCUGCCGGAAACCUGAAGCUAACUUUUCCGGAGGAGAACGAAGACACCCUGUUGCUGAGAUCCAUUAUCGAUGUCAAUCUGCCCAAGUUCCUGUCCCAUGAUCUGAAGCUGUUUGAGGGUAUCACCUCUGACCUCUUCCCGGGCGUGGAGCUUCCAAAACGAGACUACCGCAUCCUGCUGGAGGCCAUCGAGGAAAACUGCCAGCGCAUGAACCUGCAAGUGACCGAGUUCUUUGCUGAGAAAAUCCUGCAGAUCUUUGAGAUGAUGAUAGUGAGGCAUGGCUUCAUGCUGGUGGGCGAGCCCUACGGAGGAAAGACCUGCGCCUACCGUGUGCUGGCCGCAGCCCUUCACGACGUCUGUAAAAAUGGUCUUAUGGAGGAGAACCCGGUGCAGAUCACAGUUAUCAACCCCAAAUCCAUCACCAUGGGUCAACUUUACGGCCAGUUUGAUCCAGUCUCCCAUGAGUGGUCUGAUGGCAUCCUCGCCGUCAGCUACAGGAACUUUGCCUCCUCACAGAGCCCUGACAGAAAGUGGCUCAUCUUCGAUGGACCGGUGGAUGCCGUGUGGAUCGAGAAUAUGAACACGGUGCUGGACGACAACAAGAAGCUGUGUCUGAUGAGCGGUGAGAUCAUUCAGAUGUCGCCGCAAAUGAGCCUCAUCUUUGAGCCCAUGGACCUGGAGGUGGCAUCGCCGGCCACAGUGUCUCGCUGUGGUAUGAUCUACAUGGAGCCCCAUAUGCUGGGCUGGCGGCCUGUCUUGCUGUCCUGGCUCAAUACCCUGCCGACCACAGUCAGUGACACACAGAAAGACCUCAUCACUGGCCUUUUUGACCGCGUGCUGCCUGCCUGCAUACAGCUCAUUCGAAAGGCCACCAAGGAACUAUCCCCGACCUCUGACACCAAUCUUGUCAAGUCCCUAAUGGAUCUGAUGGACAGCAUGAUGGAUGAGUUUCAUGAUGAAGAAAAGAUGAAGAGCAUGAAAGAAAAAGAUGUGUGCUCCUGGUUGGAGGGCAUUUUUGUGUUCUGCCUGGUUUGGUCAGUGGGGGCCAGCUGUGAUGAUCCAGGCCGGGUCAAGUUCGACGCAGUGGUGAGGGAGGUGCUGAGUGGUCCCCUUAGCAAGGAGACCCAGGACUGCCACGGCCUUCUGGAAACCGUCGAGGCUCCACCUAAACAACUGACGGUUCCCCUGCCCACUGAGGGAACUGUCUACCAGUAUCGCUUCAUUAAAGAGGGCCCGGGCCGGUGGGAGCUGUGGACAGAUGAGCUGAAGACUGCUCCCCCCAUACGUAAAGACAUGCAGUUCAAUGAGAUCAUCGUGCCCACGGAGAACACGGUACGCUACAUGGUGCUGAUGGAGCUCCUCCUCACCCACCAGAAGCCCACGAUUUUCAUUGGCCCCACUGGCACCGGCAAGAGUGUCUACAUCACAGACUUCCUGCUGAAUCAGCUGCAGAAGGACGUGUACAGCCCGUUAUUUAUCAACUUUUCCGCCCAGACCACAGCGGCCCAGACCCAAAAUAUAAUCAUGUCUAAGCUGGAUAAGCGGCGCAAGGGAGUGUUCGGCCCUCCGUUGGGGAAGAAAAUGGUGGUGUUUGUGGAUGACGUGAACAUGCCAGCCAGGGAGGUUUACGGUGCCCAGCCCCCAGUGGAGCUGCUGCGACAGUGGCUGGACCAUUGGAACUGGUAUGACAUGAAGGACUGCUCCAUAAUCCAUCUUAUGGAUAUCCAGGUCAUAUGUGCUAUGGGACCACCUGGUGGAGGGCGAAACCCUGUCACACCUCGCUACCUGCGUCACUUCAACAUGAUUACAAUUAACGAUUUUGACGAGAAGACGAUGUAUACAAUCUUCUCCAGGAUCAUAAACUGGCAUUUCACCAUACGGUUUGCUUUCCCCAAGCCCUUCACAGAUUUGACCUCACAGAUCGUUAACAGCACCAUGUCGGUGUACCAAGAGGCCACCAAGAACCUGCUGCCCACUCCCACAAAGUCUCAUUACCUGUUCAAUCUGCGCGACGUCUCCCGGGUCAUUCAGGGCAUCUGCCUUUCACGGCCAGAGACUGCAGAAGAACCGUGCGUCAUCAAACGCCUCUGGGUGCAUGAGGUCCUGAGGGUGUACUAUGAUCGACUGGUCCAAGACAGCGAUCGGUUCUGGCUCGUGAGCCAUUUGCAGGCAGUGUCUCAGAGUCACAUUAAGGAAAACUUCCAUCAGCUCUUCCAACACCUGGACCAGGACAGCGACGGAAAGGUCACCGAGGACGACCUGCGCAGCCUCAUGUUCUGCGAUUUUCACGACCCCAAGGGCGAGGACCGCAACUACCGCGAGGUGCACGACCUCGACCAGCUCCGACAGGUGGUGGAGUCCCAUCUGGAGGAGUUCAAUAACAUCAGCAAGGCGCCUAUGAACCUGGUGCUAUUUCGUUUCGCCAUUGAACACGUGUGCCGCAUUUCCCGCAUCCUCAAGCAGCCGGGUGGCAACGCCCUGCUGGUGGGAGUGGGCGGCAGCGGGCGGCAGUCCCUGACCCGGUUGGCCGCUCACAUGGCGGAGGCAGAGCUUUUCCAGGCGGAGAUCUCCAAGACUUACGGCACCACCGAAUGGCACGACGACCUCAAGCUAAUCAUGCGGAAGUCCACGCAGGGUGAAGCGCACGGCGUGUUUCUUUUCACAGACUCGCAAAUCAAAAGGGAGUCCUUUCUGGAGGACAUUGGGAACCUGCUCAACACUGGUGAGGUGCCUAACCUGUUCGCAGUUGACGAGAAGCAGGAGAUCUGCGAGCGGAUGCGAUUGCUGGACCGGCAGCGCGAGCGGGACAAGCAGACGGACGGCAGCCCUUUGUCCCUCUUCAACAUGUUUGUCGAGCGCUGUCGCACGCAGCUGCACGUGGUGUUGGCCAUGAGUCCCAUCGGAGACGCCUUCCGGAACCGCCUGAGACGUUUCCCUGCCCUCAUUAACUGCUGCACCAUAAACUGGUUCCAGACCUGGCCUGAGGAUGCCCUGCAGGCAGUGGCCUGCCGCUUCCUGGAGGACGUCGAGAUGACAGACGAGUCCCGAGAAGGCUGCAUCAACAUGUGCAAGAGCUUCCACACCUCGACCAUAGAUAUGUCAGAUCGCUUUUUGUCCGAGUUGCAGCGGUACAAUUACGUCACGCCAACCUCCUACCUGGAGCUCAUUUCCACCUUCAAAGCCCUGCUGAAUACAAAGAGAGCGGAGGUGAUGAAGCAGAAACGUCGCUACGAGGUGGGCCUCGAGAAGCUGGAGUCGGCAGCAGACCAGGUGUCCACCAUGCAGGUCGAGCUGGAGGCCCUGCAGCCACAACUGCUCGUGGCCAGCAAAGAGGUUGACGAGAUGAUGGUGGUAAUCGAGCACGAAUCUGUGGAGGUGGCGGAGACGGAGAAGGUGGUGAAGGUGGACGAGAACGUGGCCAACGAACAAGCCAUGGCCGCCAAAGCCAUCAAGGACGAGUGCGACGCUGACCUGGCCGUAGCCAUGCCUAUCCUGGAGUCAGCCAUGGCUGCGUUGAACACUCUCACCAAUCAGGAUAUCACAGUGGUGAAGUCCAUGAAAAGCCCUCCGACAGCUGUCAAGCUGGUGAUGGAGGCAAUCUGCAUUCUCAAGGGCAUCAAGCCAGAUCGCGUGCCGGACCCCUCGGGCUCUGGUAAGAAAGUGGAGGACUACUGGGGCCCCGCCAAAAAGCUCCUGGGCGACAUGAAGUUCCUCCAGAGCCUCCACGACUACGACAAGGACAACAUCUCGCCAGUUUACAUUGAGAAGAUCCGCAGGCAAUACAUCACGAAUCCAGACUUUGUACCCGAGAAGAUUCGAACUGCGUCCACUGCAGCCGAAGGCAUGUGCAAAUGGGUCUGUGCCAUGGACCAGUAUGACAAUGUGGCCAAGGUGGUGGCGCCGAAGAAGGAGAAGCUGGCGCAGGCCGAGGGGGAGCUGAGUGUGGCCAUGGAGAGCCUGCAGAAAAAGCAGGCUGCCCUCAAAGAAGUUCAAGAUAAACUCGCAAAGCUUCAGGAAACGCUGGAUGCUAAUAAAACCAAGAAAGCCGACCUGGAGAAUCAGGUGGAUCUGUGCAGCAAGAAGCUUGAGCGAGCGGAGCAGCUGAUCGGAGGUCUGGGCGGAGAGAAAACGCGCUGGAGCGAAAUGGCCUUCAAUCUCGGAGAGCUGUACAACAACCUGACGGGGGACAUCCUUAUCUCAGCGGGCAUAGUGGCUUACCUGGGAGCCUUCACCUCCAGCUACAGACAGGAUCAGACAAAGAUGUGGAUGGAUCUCUGUAAGAGUAAAGCGAUCCCAUGCUCCCCCAACAUGUCUCUGAUGAACUCGCUGGGCGACCCGGUCAAGAUCCGUGCCUGGAUCAUCGCCGGCCUACCAUCAGACAGCUUCUCCAUUGACAACGGCAUCGUCAUCUCUAAUGCCAGGCGAUGGCCUCUGAUGAUUGAUCCUCAAGGCCAGGCGAAGAAGUGGGUGAAAAACAUGGAGAAGGCCAACAGCCUGCAUAUUAUUAAACUGAGUGAUGCUGACUUUGUACGCACUCUGGAGAACUGCAUCCAGUUCGGCACGCCAGUGCUGCUGGAGAAUGUCGGCGAGGAGCUGGACCCGAUCCUGGAGCCGCUGCUGCUGAGACAGACCUUCAAACAGGGCGGCACCAUGUGUAUCCGCCUGGGAGACUCGACCAUUGAAUACGCUCCUGACUUCCGCUUCUACAUCACCACCAAGCUGCGUAACCCACACUACCUGCCCGAGACUGCCGUCAAGGUGACCCUUCUCAACUUCAUGAUCACCCCAGAGGGCAUCCAGGACCAGCUGCUGGGCAUUGUGGUGGCCCGGGAGAGGCCCGACCUAGAGGAAGAAAAACAGGCUCUCAUCCUGCAGGGGGCUGAGAACAAAAGACAACUGAAGGAGAUUGAGGACAAAAUCUUAGAGGUGCUCUCGUCCUCUGAGGGCAACAUCUUGGAGGACGAGACGGCCGUCAAGGUCCUCUCCUGCUCCAAGGUGCUAGCCAAUGAAAUCACAGAAAAGCAGGCCGUGGCUGAGGUGACGGAGAAGAUGAUCGAUGAGACCCGCAUGGGCUACACACCCGUCGCCGUGCACUCAGCCAUCUUGUUUUUCUCCAUUGCCGACCUGGCUAACAUCGAGCCCAUGUACCAAUACUCCCUCGCCUGGUUUAUUAACCUCUUCAUCAGCUCCAUUGAUAGCUCCAGCAAGAGUGACGACUUGGAGCAGAGACUACAGAUUCUAAGAGACCACUUUACCUACACACUAUAUGUCAACGUGUGCCGCUCGCUGUUUGAGAAGGAUAAGCUGCUCUUUUCCUUCGGCCUCAGUGUCAAUCUGCUCAUGCACAAUAAGCAGGUGGAUGAGGCGGAGUGGCACUUCCUGCUGACAGGUGGCGUGGGCCUGGAUAACCCUCAUUCCAAUCCCUGCACCUGGCUCCCCAAGAAGUCUUGGGAUGAGAUUUGCCGCCUGGAUGAGAUGGAGCAUUUCAAAAGUCUGCGGCAGGACAUGGCUCGCCUCAGGAACGAGUGGAAGACGGUCUACGACAGCCCAAACCCCCAUCAGACUCCCUUCCCCGACGAGUGGCAGAACAAGCUGAGCCAGUUUCAGAGGAUGCUGGUGAUUCGUUGUCUCAGGCCAGACAAGGUUAUUCCCAUGGUGCAGGAGUUUGUGUCCGACAGUCUGGGUCGUCCUUUCAUCGAAGCGCCCCCCUUCAACCUGAGCAAUGCCUUCGUCGAUAGCCACUGCUGUGCCCCCCUCAUCUUCAUCCUCUCCCCCGGCUCGGACCCAAUGGCAGCACUGCUCAAGUUCGGAGAUGAAAAGGGCUUCACUGGUAGCAAGCUGGCCUCCCUCUCUCUGGGCCAAGGCCAGGGUCCUAUUGCUAUGCGUAUGAUUGAGAUGGGCCUUAAAGAGGGCACCUGGGUGGUUCUGCAGAACUGCCACUUGGCCACAUCGUGGAUGUCUACUCUGGAGAGAGUCUGUGAGGCGCUGAACCCAGACACCACCCACCCGGACUUUAGGCUGUGGCUGACGAGUUACCCAUCUCCAACCUUCCCCGUAGCCGUGCUGCAAAAUGGGGUGAAGAUGACCAACGAGGCUCCAAAGGGCCUCCGCGCCAACAUCGCACGCUCCUUUCAAAUGGAUCCCAUUUCGGACCCACAGUUUUUUGGCAGCUCGAGCAAACCGGCUGUGUUCAAGAAGAUGCUGUAUGGCCUGUGUUUCUUCCACGCCCUGGCUCAGGAGAGGAAGAAGUUUGGACCGUUAGGCUGGAACAUUCCCUACGAGUUCAACGACACUGACCUCCGGAUAUCAGUACAGCAGCUACACAUGUUCCUGGAACAGUACCAGGAAGUACCAUUUGAUGCCCUCCGCUACAUGACCGGUGAGUGUAACUACGGAGGCCGGGUGACGGACGACUGGGACAGACGGACACUGCGCACGAUCCUGUCUAUCUUCUACACCUCAAAGCUCAUCGAGGACCCGGACUAUAAGUUUGACCCCAGUGGGUUCUACUAUGCACCGUCUGAGGGAGAAUACAACAGCUACCUAGAAUACACCAAGGCAUUGCCACUCAACCCGUCGCCAGAGAUUUUUGGCAUGAACACCAAUGCAGAUAUCACCAAGGAUCAGACUGAGACACAACUACUGUUUGACAGCAUCCUGCUUACACAGUCCUGCUCCUCGAGCGGAGACGCCAAAUCCUCCGAUGACAUGGUCUUUGAUGUGGCAGCCGACAUCCUGAGCAAGCUGCCCGCAGACUUUGACUUGGAGGCGGUGAUGCGGCGCUUCCCCACCAGUUACAAUCAGAGCAUGAACACAGUGCUGGUGCAGGAGAUGGGACGCUUCAACAACCUGCUCUGCACCAUCCGAGACUCCUGCGUCAACAUUCAGAAGGCCAUCAAGGGGCUGGUAGUGAUGUCUGCAGAGCUGGAGGAGGUGGUCAGCAGCAUCCUGACGGGUCGUAUCCCUGGCAUGUGGAUGAAGAAGUCCUACCCCAGCCUCAAACCUCUGGGGAGCUACGUCACUGACUUCCUGGAGCGACUCCUGUUCUUGCAGGACUGGUAUGACAAGGGUACGCCUGCUGUAUUCUGGAUAUCAGGAUUCUUCUUCACCCAGGCCUUCCUCACAGGCAGCCAGCAGAACUACGCCAGGAAACACACCACCCCCAUCGACCUGCUGGGCUUUGACUUCGAGGUCCUGGACGACAGACAGAACAAACACCCCCCGCUGGACGGUGUGUACGUGCGCGGCCUCUUCCUGGACGGCGCCCGCUGGGACAGGAAGGCCAAGCUCCUUGCCGAGUCCUACCCCAAAGUCCUGCACGACCCCUUGCCCGUGAUGUGGUUGAAGCCGCUGCCGCGACACGACAUCCCAGAGAGGAUGUGCUACGUGGUGCCCGUCUACAAGACCAGCGAGCGGCGCGGCACCCUGUCCACCACGGGCCACUCCACCAACUACGUCAUCAACAUGACGCUCAACUCCAACGUGCCAGCCGAGCACUGGAUCAGACGAGGGGUGGCCCUGCUCUGCCAGCUCAGCUCCUAGUCCCCCGUCGGUUCACACGUCCGCUCUUUAGUUUUCAAUAAUUAAAUGAAAACAUACACACAGACUCAUCAGAAAUCUACAUGAUUACAACAGUGUACUGCAGUACACAUGUAGUACUGUACUCACAAGUAGGAUUGUGAUGUUUUUCCAUUGGAAUAUAAAGUGCAGACGGUUAAGACCUUUCGUGAUCGCAGCUUUUACGCGUGAUAAAUUUUAAAUAAAAUAACACAAACUGCAUCAAGGUGA
Messenger RNA from Scophthalmus maximus (turbot), 12284 nucleotides. RefSeq names its product dynein, axonemal, heavy chain 7 (gene dnah7). Gene Ontology annotation, molecular function: dynein light intermediate chain binding; calcium ion binding; dynein intermediate chain binding. The record is from RefSeq and is a predicted model, not a curated record. Gene Ontology annotation, biological process: microtubule-based movement. The coding region runs from base 81 to 12038 and encodes 3985 amino acids. The transcript has 66 exons. Gene Ontology annotation, cellular component: dynein complex. Lineage: Eukaryota; Metazoa; Chordata; Actinopteri; Pleuronectiformes; Scophthalmidae.